This is a messenger RNA of Anarrhichthys ocellatus (wolf-eel), 4850 nucleotides long. It is a transcript of the gene pip5k1ab, whose product is annotated as phosphatidylinositol-4-phosphate 5-kinase, type I, alpha, b. The record is from RefSeq and is a predicted model, not a curated record. Bases 31 to 1821 code for a protein of 596 amino acids. Gene Ontology annotation, cellular component: plasma membrane. The transcript is spliced from 16 exons. NCBI's taxonomy places the organism in Eukaryota, Metazoa, Chordata, Actinopteri, Perciformes, Anarhichadidae. Gene Ontology annotation, molecular function: 1-phosphatidylinositol-4-phosphate 5-kinase activity. Gene Ontology annotation, biological process: phosphatidylinositol phosphate biosynthetic process.
ACUGUCUGGGAUGAGAACAGUCAAAUCGUAAUGGCGACUGCUGAAGCAGCAGACUGUGGAUCAACAGCCCCGACAGGGACCAGUGGCAUCCGAAGAAUGGCCCCUUCAGAGCUGCCGGGUUCUUCAGGCACAACUCAGAGUAUGAAGAAGACCAUCGGACACCGGGGGGUUGAGACCACCACAGGAGAGACCACCUAUAAAAAGACCACGUCAUCGGCCCUAAAAGGUGCCAUCCAGUUGGGCAUCACUCACACAGUUGGCAGCUUAAGCCAAAAGGCGGAGAGGGACGUUCUCAUGCAGGACUUCGUGGUGGUCGAAAGCAUCUUCUUCCCCAGUGAAGGCAGUAACCUGACUCCUGCUCACCACUACAGUGACUUUCGCUUUAAGACCUACGCUCCUAUUGCCUUUCGUUACUUCAGAGAGCUCUUUGGCAUUCGGCCAGAUGACUACCUGUAUUCUCUGUGUAACGAGCCACUGAUCGAGUUGUCUAACCCCGGAGCCAGCGGGUCCCUCUUCUAUGUCUCCAGUGAUGACGAGUUCAUCAUCAAGACUGUUCAACACAAAGAGGCAGAGUUCCUCCAGAAACUCCUGCCGGGAUACUUCAUGAACAUAAACCAAAACAAGCGCACCCUGCUGCCCAAGUUUUACGGACUGUAUUGCGUUCAGGCAGGAGGCAAGAAUAUCCGCAUCGUAGUGAUGAACAAUCUUCUGCCUCGGAACAUCCCCAUGCACCUCAAAUACGACCUGAAGGGCUCCACCUAUAAGAGACGAGCUUCCCUUAAGGAGAGGGAAAAGGCUGUUCCCAUUCACAAAGACCUGGACUUUAUCCAGGACUUGCCUGACGGUCUGCUGCUGGAAGCAGACAACUACAAUGCCCUGUGCAAGACGAUUCAGAGGGACUGUUUGCUCUUGCAGAGUUUCAAGAUCAUGGAUUACAGUCUGUUGAUGAGCAUCCACAACAUGGACCAAGCCAGUCGAGAGCGAGAACGUAGCGGCGGAAACUCGGGUGACAGUGGGGGGUCGGAGGGAGCAGUGACCCCAGAUCAGCGCCGGCCACAAAUUCAGAAAAGUCUGUACUGUACAGCCAUGGAGUCCAUUCAGGGGGAGGCUCGAGGGAAGGGAGCUUUGGAUUCAGAAGAUCACAUGGGCGGUAUUCCAUCCCGUAAUACUAAAGGAGAGAGGCUGCUGAUCUACAUCGGCAUCAUUGACAUUCUCCAGUCCUACAGGUUUAUUAAGAAGUUGGAGCACUCCUGGAAGGCCUUGGUCCAUGAUGGGGACACAGUUUCAGUUCACAGACCUGGCUUCUAUGCAGAUCGUUUCCAGCAAUUCAUGUGCAACACGGCGUUCAAGAAAAUUCCAUUAAAACCAUCUCCAUCUAAGAAGAGUCGUGGCGGAGGUCAGGGAGGUCUUAGGAGGGCCCCCACCCUGGGAGCUCCCACCCCGCUCUCCCACUCAACAGGACAGUCAGCUGUUGACGGCAAACUAGUCUACCACAGCCACUUUAAAAGCACAGAUUCAGAGGCAGACAGUGGUGUGCAGUUGGGCAGACCAGAUCUUGUUCCGAGGACCCCUCCGCUGGGAGAAAACCCUUCUGACUAUGAGGCCAACCUGUCCACCUCGUCACUAGGCAGCACAGGAGUCGCCUCCACCUCUCCUCCCCUACGGUCUGUAGGGGUGGAGGUGCACAAAUCGGCAAACACAGAGCUUGACCAUCAAAGUCUGGAGGCAGAAGGGGCGGUCGAUAAUUCGGGCAACCUGUCUGGAAACGAAGAUGCAAUUUCACUCUCUGACAUCAUCCCUGAGACCAACAUCAGUUUUUAAAAAAUAGAUAUUUGAAGACGAGACGUUUCUGGACGAGCCGAGGUGGGCGGAAGUAAGGGUAAAGAGAGUGAAAGUCACCCAUCCACCACGGACCCCCCAUUGCUAAAUAGUCGAGGGGAAGAUCAAGAAGAAGAUGAUAUGCGGAAGGCUUUUGCUUUCCCAGCCAUCGACAUCCCGAAGCCCAACUGUCUUUAUAUACACCUGGACGGAAAGAAAAGACUAAUGGCCCUGAAUUUGCAGCUCUUCUCUUAUCUCAAAAAAACAUUUUACUUCACGUUCACAAAAUGAAGGAUGCUUCAAUGACAUAAUACACAAAAUAAUUAGUUGUAUAUUGUUAAAAGCCCAAGCCCCAUUCCCCAGUGGAUGGUGAAGGCAGUCAAGUUAUCCACAAAGAGACGUCAUUGUGUUUCGCUGCAUGAAGCGAUUGGGAAACCACACAGACGGCGUUUCAGCGGGAACGCACCCCCUGAAGAGCACAUAAAGGGGAUUGCCUGCAUUUGUAGGAGUGAAUAUUUGCCUCUGUGUUCAUGCGGAGUCUAAGUGGGUUCACGCUGAAGUGUUCCCGUCACCGCACUUCCAUUUCCCCCCUCGUCACUCAUGAGCAGGGGCGCUCUGAGCGGUCCUCGUUCAAAUCAACACUUGCUGCUGUUGACUCUGCAAUCGUGUAUGCAUUUCUUCUUACUGAUUGUGGAUGAACAGUAUUUGUUUGGAAUUUGAUUUUGAAAACAGCGGAGGAAUGGGUUCAACCAGACCUAUACGGCCAUUUUGUUUCAUGUUCUAAGUUAUUCUGCUGGAAGCCACAGUGGUGCUGCAAAAGAUCCAGCUGGAUCUUGCCACUGCUGAAUGUACACUACAAUGUUUUUCUUAUAUAGAAUGUGUCUUAUUAACAUAGCAGACCACAUUUAUACAACCUGGAAAAUCUCCCCCUCUGAUGUGACCAUAUGUGCUAUAAAUGUAUACAGAGAGAAGAGCUGUCGGCAGCAUUGCCGGCCAGUAGAUGCUGUUAAAUGAAGUCAUGGUAUUAAGCUCGUAGAAUAUUAACACUUUCCAGCUACUGUCAUUCGUCUGUCAUGUCCGUGCCUUUUACAUUUUUGUCCCUUCCCUAACAUGUGACGUAUAACUGACAUUUUGUAUAGGUUAGUGUUGUGGUCACACAGAGAAACCUGCCUUAUCACUACAGCUGAAGUGGUCAAACUGCCAUUUGUAUGUCUGGACCAACAGUCAGGGUCUAAAAAGAAUUUCAGAUUUGAAUACAACACAUUUUGGUUAUGUGUAUGCCGAGUGCUCAGUCGCUGUGUUUCAUCAGCUCAGAUAAUCCUGUUAACUCUCCGGAUGUCGGACAGUAAGGAUGUCUUAUCUCUUCAUUAGUCAUUUCUGCUGGUUACAGAAGUGACUUCCCGCCCACAUCUGCUCUUGGACCAAUUAAUAACCAUGUGUAUAACUAAUAUUUGUACUUUUUUUUUGUAUGUAGUCUCUCAGCUUUUACUUGGCUGUUCAUAACAAUUGUGCUUUGUUUUCACAAAAUGUUGUUUGUGUUUAUGAUGUGGUUAUUUAAGGCACUAAACAAGCUGCAGAAAGUUUUUUACCCCACAAGGUAUUUCUAAUACAGAAAUUCAAAUCACUACAAAGUGACUGUAGCAACACUCGAGAUCUUAGACAUCAUCUCAUUUAAGGUAUUACUAUUUAUGUGUUGGAGGCACAUUUGGUCUAUGCAGCAGAGAGGGAGAAGGGGAAAUGUGAGUUGUGAAUAUAGAAGAAAGGAAAAACUACUCGUGUUAAGUUGAGGAUUUAGGACUGAGUCUUUUGUAUCAUAAGCCAGUCGUGGCACCAAAGAAGAGAGUGGGGAGUUCCUGUGAUUGUUCAGGAUCCAGUGCAGUUGACAUGAAAAUUAAAUCAGACACUCCUUGAUACCUGCUUGGACUGAUACGUUGUACAUGGUAAUAACACUGGGUUGACCUGUGUUUUUAAGGAUUUAUUUUUAAACUGGAUGUUUGUCUGUUUUUGCUACAUCAUUUCUCGUCUGAUAAGCUGUAUCUGACAUCAAUUUAUUGUUUCUUUAUAGAAGAAUCCGUUUACUUUUUGGCCUGAGACGUUUCAAGAUUUAACUCCACAUUCCUGUGAAAUUCAGUUUAAAUUGACUACAGUUGUGGUUUCCCUUUGUGUAAUUAGGAUCAUGUACUUGAAAUGUGUUGUUUCUGAUAAUAUGCUGAAGUGUAAUAUGUUGAUUAUUUCAAACAGGUCAAUUUAAAGUUGUAUUUAGUUGGUUGAGAGUCAAACGGCCACCAAAGAAAAAAACUCCAGGAAAUUUGUUGUCAUUAGAAAAAUCCAGAUUAUGUUUUGUGUCCCCUUGUUUUUGAGGUUUUAUGUAGUUUUCUUUUGUUUGAUGGGUGGUACUAAGUAAUUGCCGGAUGCAGACCAGUUCUGUCGCAGUUGUUGUGUACUUCACCAUGGCACAAUAGAAACAUCCUACGGUGCUUAGAGGGCGGUGCAGUCAGUGCGGACACUACAAGAUAUUUGAAGUAAUGCAAUAUAUAUACAAACCACAAACUCUGCCACAGUUCAGUUCUAAGAAGUAUAUUUAUUAAUAUGAUUGCUGCAGGCUGGAAUGAUAAAAGUUAUAUUAUGUACCUUUUAGAUGAUUGUAACUUUACUGUAUACUGACAGAAUGUCUGAAACUUUAUAGCGUGUAUUGCCUAUGAAGGGAGACUAUUGACAAUUUCACUUUUUAUAUUUGAAGGUUCAGAUUGUAAUAUGGAUAUAUUCGCUCCACCAUGAUUCUGGGUUCUUAAUCUCCCAAACUUUUUCUACAUGAAUGUUUCUCAAGGCUUACAAGCCAACAUUGCUGGUUGUCCUAUAAUGCUUCAAUUACUAUAUUUUUACUGUGUAUAAAAUGUGUAUAUGUACAUAGGAGUCACGGAAAUGCCUUCUCAUGCAAUAUGUGCUGCCUGUCCCUCCUGCCAUGUUUCAGUUAUGUGGUGGUGAUGUUUUCAUGUUUGAUUUUAAAGGAUUAAACAUAUUUUCUAAAUCUC